AUGGACGAAGCAGCUUCGGCUUCGCGCAAAGCGACCACCGAGUGCCGGAAUCGACCCACUAGUGAGGAUCUACCCACUCAAGUAGAUUAUGAUUUGCGCUCCGAAGUGGAGUCCCGAAUUGCACGUACCCUCGGUCGUGUUGGUCCCUCGAUGCUCCUUUGCAGUGCCUCUGAAUCAGUCGCUUUUUUCUGCGGCUCGAUGACUUCAAUGCCCGCCGUGCGCGUCUUUGCCCUGUAUGCCGGAGUGGCUCUGGUCAUCAACUUCCUUCUCCAGCUGUUCGCAUUUACCGCGCUUCUUACACUGGACUCCCGGCGCAGCGCGCCUUCCGCGUCUCAAGGCGAUGAUUCCGAUGACCGACGUCCAAUGUUAGAACCGGCCGAAGGCAGUACCUCGCCGGAACUUGACGUGUCCGCUGAAGCCGAACAGACUGACAGUUCCAACGCGCCCUGGUUGUACCAAUUCGUAUCUCGUGUAUUGGCGCCCUUUAUCUUGAACAGAUUUGUUCGUCCUCUUCUUGUAAUCAUACUCCUCGCCUGGAUCUGUUUUUGCAUCGCAAUUAUCCCUACAAAUCUAAAAAUCGGUCUUGAUCAGCGCCUUGCCAUGCCCUUGGGAUCAUAUGAACUGGACUAUUUUGAUGCCGUCGCAAAAUACCUCGCAGUCGGACCGCCGGUAUACUUUGUCGUGACUCGCGGUCAUCCCUACAACACCCUGGAGGGCCAGAAUGAUGUUUGCAAUAGCGUCGAGUGUUACAAUACCUCCCUUUUGGCACAAAUUAAUUCUGCCGCCAAAUUUCCCGACUACUAUCGCGUGGCCGCUCCAGCGACCUCCUGGGUAGAUGACUUUUUCGACUGGACCGAUGCACCACUAACCUACCAAUGCUGCCGCGUGUAUCGCAAUGACUCGACGACCUUCUGUCCUCCAUCUGACACCAAAGGCAACUGCACUUCUUGUCCCGUAGUAGAUAGACGCCCGUAUCCAGAAAACUUCACGCAAUACCUGCCCUUUUUCCUACGACAGAAUCCGGAUAAGGCCUGUCCGAAAGGGUAA
Molecule: messenger RNA, 1047 nt
Organism: Dibothriocephalus latus
Lineage: Eukaryota; Metazoa; Platyhelminthes; Cestoda; Diphyllobothriidea; Diphyllobothriidae
Source: the annotation of a GenBank genome assembly